Molecule: messenger RNA, 528 nt
Organism: Erigeron canadensis
Lineage: Eukaryota; Viridiplantae; Streptophyta; Magnoliopsida; Asterales; Asteraceae
Product: auxin-responsive protein IAA33
Exons: 2
Coding region: 1-528 (175 amino acids)
Biological process (GO): regulation of DNA-templated transcription
Cellular component (GO): nucleus
Molecular function (GO): protein binding
Source: RefSeq, a predicted model, not a curated record
AUGAACAAUAAUAAUAAUAUUAACGAUCAACAAGGGUCUCUAAACAUGAUGAAACGACGGUGGUUGCAAGACCACCAAAAAAGACUCAUGUCGUCACAACAACAACCCUACAUCAACAUGCUCAUUUCUCCACUAGCAGCACCACCUCCAAUUCAUCAUCACAAUAAGUUUCUAAAAGAGGAAGAUAAUGAUGAUAUGGUAGCUGGAGUGAUUCCUGCGGUGACGGUUGUGGUGGAAGGUCGUUCAAUCUGCCACCGGAUCAGCCUUCAUAAUCAGGAUGGUUACAACAGCCUAGCCAAGGCUCUUCGUCACAUGCUGGUGGACGACGAUGAUGAUGGGGAAGAGCAAAGCGGAGGAGGAUAUGAUCUGUCGAACGCAAUACCAGGUCACAUCAUUGCUUAUGAAGACAUGGAAAAUGACCUUCUCCUUGCUGGUGAUCUUGAUUGGAAAGAUUUUACAAGGGUGGCGAGGAGAAUUCGAAUAAUUCCGGUAAAGGCAAAUUCAAGCAAUGGAAAAGGAUUUAAAUAG